AUGUUGCAGGAUGAAGACGACACCGACGAUGUGCCUGGCUUUAUCGGCAUGAGGAACUCGUUGAGUCUGGAGGCCAUCGAGACCGCAGUGGACAGGCAAGUGGCAAAACUUACGUCAUUUCCCGAUAAUACAAAUAAUUGGAAUGUUGAAGACUACGAAGAGGACGAAGAAGACGCUGCAAAUGAUUCCGAGGCAACAAGUGAAGGGUUCGUGAGUCACAUGCCUCAGUAUCGACAGGCUCUGGUGGGCAAAAAGUUGCGGUUGUUGGAGAAGCAGUUGCAACAUCGAGACAAAAUGGUGCAAAGGCUGCAAAUUGCUCAUACGCAAGCCCAGGCAACAAUUGUCAACUUGCAAAACGAGUUGCAACUCGCUCAACAAGAACUCGCAUCCGCCCAGGAGGAGUGGGAGGAGGAGAAAGAGACAAUUCUCAGAUUUCGAGGAGCUGCAGGUGGUGGCGGAGGCAACAGCGCCAUGAUGCAACUGAAGCUUGGACUGGGGGCUGCAGGUGCUGGGCGAAAUGGCUCGAGGAUGACGGAAGCGGAAGCUCAGCGACAGCGUGAAAUGCGGCAGCAGAUGUUGAAUGGAGCGGCGGAUGCUCAGGAAAUGUUGGAGGCGGAUCUGGGGAACGGAACGGAUCGGGCGGCUGUAAGAGGAAUCCGCCUGAAGUGGAAGAAGUUCCGAUUAUUUAUCCGCCGCAGGUUGUACCCGUUCACGACGGACAUUCGUCAGAUCGAAGCGCAAUUUGGAUCGUCGGUGUCGUCUUACUUUCGAUUCUUUGGCUGGAUCAUCAUGACGUUCAUGGUCAUGUCGCUGCCGUGCUUCGUGUUUCUUGUGUUGCACAUUUUGUAUCUUCUUGAUUACCAGUGGAUAGCUGAAGAUCGACUGUCCAAGGCUGUUCAAGCUGUUGAAAAUGCCAGCGAGAAGGUGAGCUAG
Messenger RNA from Phytophthora sojae, 933 nucleotides. RefSeq lists its product as hypothetical. Gene Ontology annotation, molecular function: mechanosensitive monoatomic ion channel activity. NCBI's taxonomy places the organism in Eukaryota, Oomycota, Peronosporomycetes, Peronosporales, Peronosporaceae. Gene Ontology annotation, cellular component: plasma membrane. The record is from RefSeq and is a predicted model, not a curated record. The coding region runs from base 1 to 933 and encodes 310 amino acids. The transcript is spliced from 3 exons.